GUGUGCUGGGGGCGGAGUGGUCACUGGGGGUUUAAAGAGCCACCACUUCCUUGGGCCUCCAGAGGGCACUGGGAAGGAACAGCUGCUGAGGGGACACCCAGGACCGGAUUGAACCUCUGUUCCCCGCCUAAGCCAUGCAACUCUGUAGGAGUGGUGCGCUGCUGACUGGGACAGACCCUGAGGAGUCUCAGAAGCAGCUGAAGAAGAAGCAAAAGAACAGGCUGGCUGCCCAGCGCAGCCGGCAGAAGCACACAGACAAGGCAGAUGCUCUGCACCAGCACGAGUCCUUGGAGAAACAAAACCAUGCCCUGCGGAAGGAGAUCCAGGCCUUGCAAGCUGAGCUGGCACGGUGGAGCCAGAUGCUGCUUCUGCAUGAACGCCUGUGCCGAGUGGACUGUAGUCCCUGCCCUGCUCUGCUGCCCUCUGGAAGCCCAGUCCAGGCCAAGCCUGCCCCCCAUGGAUACCACGACAGCCAGGAACAGCUGGACCAAUUCCAGACUCCUGGUUCCUCUCCCCCGGCCCAGCAACUCUCUCCUGGUCCAUGCUAUCAUGAGUCUCCUGGCCUCCUCUCUCCCCCGCUGCCCUCACUGUCCUUUGACCCUCUCAUGGCGAGGACACCUCUAGCCCAGCUAUCCCCCAGCCCCAUCCUGCCUGCAUCACCCUCUGGCUGCAGCCUUCUGGGGUCUUUCUCUAAGCUUGAUUCCCUCAUACUGUGCCCCACAGACCAGCUGGUGCCUCCACAGCCCCUUGGGCUAGAGCAGCCCACCAGCAGGAGGCUGGCGUCUUUCGACUCUCCAGCUGCUCUGGGACCAGAGAGUCCCCAGAACAGAGAGCGCUUGCCUGCGCUGUCUGGCUCCUUAGCACACUGGCAGAAGCUGCCGGUGGCCUCUAGCCCACAUUCCCUUAUGGCCUUUCCACUGCUCUCGUCUGCAAAAGUCCAUUUCUAGCCUGUGUAGAUGGGGGGUUGGGGGAUAGCUUCCCUGGGAUCCUGAGGCAGCCUGAGCACCCUGGCAGCUCACUCCACUUCUACUCUUCUUGCGUGCCAACCGCUAUGGGCCGUGCAAAGCCAUCCUCUCCCUCAGCAGAGGAAAGGAUGGUGAGAGGGCCAAGUGCAGGGACCUGGAACCUGUCUGCAACCUCGCCUGUGUUCUCCUUGGUAGCAUUCCUGGCCCUGCACAGUACCCGCACACUACCCUCGGCCUCUUCAUGGCUCUGGGGUCUGGGGCCAUGACAGCUGGGAGAGCAGGCGGGAGCUCUGCAGGGCUAUCAGCUCCGAAAGGGAAAGGGCGGUCAUUCCCGCUCAGCCCCCCAGAGUGCCUCGUCCUCAUCACCAGCUGAGACAGUGUGUCAGAAGUGAACUCACUCCCGGAUCAGAACACACAUCUCGGUGUGUGAUGGUAAAUAAAGUGUUUUCCACUGGUUUA
Meriones unguiculatus (Mongolian gerbil) is the source of this 1424-nucleotide messenger RNA. RefSeq names its product basic leucine zipper ATF-like transcription factor 2 (gene Batf2). The record is from RefSeq and is a predicted model, not a curated record. Gene Ontology annotation, biological process: regulation of transcription by RNA polymerase II. Gene Ontology annotation, cellular component: nucleus. Lineage: Eukaryota; Metazoa; Chordata; Mammalia; Rodentia; Muridae. The transcript is spliced from 3 exons. Bases 135 to 947 code for a protein of 270 amino acids. Gene Ontology annotation, molecular function: RNA polymerase II cis-regulatory region sequence-specific DNA binding; DNA-binding transcription factor activity, RNA polymerase II-specific.